UUUUCCAGUGAUGAGUCAUCCUCUGCUGUGUUCUCAGACAAAUAAAAUGUAAAUGUCCCUCUGUGCACUGAGCUGAACUGUCUGGUUGUGAUGUUUACAGCUGGAGAAAGGACGCGUCUUCAGAUGAUCAUGGGCCCACACGGCAUCAACCGAGCUGUACAGAGGCUGGAGUUCUGUGACUGCAAGAAGGGACUGGGUGUGAAAAUAAUCGGAGGUUACCGAGAGCUGACAGGAGAAGAGUUUGGUAUCUACAUCAAGCGGGUGAUAGCCGGUGGUUUGGCAGCGCUGGACGGUCGGCUUAAGUCAGGUGACCUGAUUUUGGAUGUCAAUAACAUCAGUCUGAUGGGGGUGACCAAUGAGAGGGCGGUGGAGAUCUUGAGGACAGCCUCGCUCUCUAAUCACAUGUCCCUGCUAAUCGCCAGAGAUGAAGAAUCCAGGAGGGAGUUUGCUGAGCUGAUGGAGAAAUAUGGCUCCAAUAACAUCACAGCCUCAGGACGAAUCUCUCCUACUCAACUCUCCACAGGGAAGCUGACAGACACAGCCUCCUCUUCCUCCUCCUCCAGAUCGGAGAGCCCCCAGCUCCUCAGUCCUAAAGAGGGGGUCACCGCCUACACCCACGCCCCCCCUUAUGCUGCCAACCCCCCCUACACCGUGCACACGCCUACGCACGCCUUCAGUGACAGUGUCAUUCAGUUGAUAUGCGUUGCCAAGGGAACAGGCCUGGGGAUCGUCAUCAAGGGGGGAGCCAAUCGUGCCGAAGGACCAAUGGUGUUCAUUCAGGAAAUAGUGCCUGGAGGAGACUGCCAGAAGGACGGCAGGCUGCAGGUCGGGGACCAGCUGGUGUCCAUUAACAAAGAGUCCCUGAUCGGAGUGACGUAUGAGGAGGCUCGCAGCAUCCUGACACGCACAAAACUCAGACCGGACCCCACGGUGGAAAUUGCCUUCAUCAGGCGGAGGUCGUCUUCCAGCUCCAGCAGCGGACCUCACAGCCCCAUCUCCCUCCAGGGGCCCGGAGGUGGAGGUGGACCCCAGGCGAGGGCACCUGUCCUCGGUGCCGCGCCUCCUCAGUCGGGCAUGGUCACCAAGAUCACCUCCAGCCCAAACCCUGCCAGUGAAACCCUGCCAGCGGUCAACGUCAGCCAGGUGCGAGUGUCUCCAGCCAGAAACGAGCCAACACGUGUCUCCUCUCCACCGGAGAGUGACAGCAUCCCAGAUACAAACCCUGAACCUUCCAGCAGUCAGCCUCCUCAGAGGAAAUGCUCCCUCAGCACCAGCUGUCGCCUCAAACUGGAGAGGUUGGAGCAGGCUCUAGAUCUGAUUGGUCUGAAGCCCACAGAAGCUCAGAGGCAGUCGCUCAGGUCCAGACUACGAGCUGAUCCAGCUGGAACCGUGGCCUUCACAGAUUUUGAGAGCCUGAUCAGGGAGCUGUUCAAGCCUCAGCUGGAGGAGCUGGCCGUCACUCAGCCGGGGUCGAGGUUCACUUCCGAUGACCUGUCCAGUUUGUUGGAGUCACCCACCAACCAGCGGCCAUCACUGUCAGACUCAGAGGACCUGGAGGAGAUGGAGAGGCUGAGGAAGGAGCACAUUGAGGCUCUGAGGGAGAUCAAGAGGCUGCAGGAGCAGCUGGUCGAGUCUCAGAGAGUUCACCAUCAGAUGGAGGAUGAGCUCAGUAAAGUCAAACAGGAAGUAAAACUCGGAGCCGAGGAGAGUCGGGCUCUGAGGACUCGGAUCCAGCUGGCUGAGGCAGCCCAGAAGCAGGCGAGGGGGAUGGAGAUGGACUACGAGGAGGUGAUCCACCUGCUGGAGGCCGAGAUCGCCGAGCUGAAGGCCCAGAGAGUGGAGCAGCCAGCACCGACCAAUAAGGAGGAGAUGGACGAGCUGAAGAAGAGAGUGGCCGUCCUGGAGUGUCAGCUACGGAAGAGCGAAGCGGCCAAAAAGGGCUUUGAGAUGUCGACAGGAAAACUGCUGAGUUUUGUUGAGAACGUUCAGGAGUUCCUGCUUGAAAGCCACGGACCAACGAAGAGCUACAGUUCUGGAGACGUUAAAGUCGGGGUGUCAUCUCAAGGCCUCCCUCCUCGCUACAAGAAGAGUCCCUGGACGGCGGCCACGCUGGCCCAGGAGGCGAAGGAGCUCACACGGACUGUCAGAGCCAUCCUGGAGGUCGACUGUCUUCCUUAUGGCUGGGAGGAGGCCUACACUGCAGACGGAGUGAAAUACUACAUCAAUCACGUGACCCAGACCACAUCGUGGAGCCUCCCUGUGACGAGCAUCAGCAGCACCAUGGGGCCUCCGUCACCUCAGGAGACCUCUGAGCCAGAGGGAGAGCAGGAUGGAGAGGCGACAGACCAGAAGACCUAGCCCGUCCAUAGAGACGGAGAUGUAGACCAGCAGAGACCAGAUUCUCCCUCCUGUCCUCUCUGUAGUAAUAUGUAUUUAUCUGUACAGGUUUUCCAGUUGUCCCACAACAUCUUUCCAAGUUUAUGUUUCUUUCUAAAAUCCUGGAGUUCUAGUUUCACUAAAUCCGGUUGCUGCAGCAAAACGUAAGAAAUUACUUUAAUAGUUAAAACUUCACUUAAUCAAUCACUGUAUGUAGAGAGGAAGUUACUGUAGCAUCAUGUAAAGUGUGACAUAACCUUCAAAAAUAACAUGUUCAUGUGAUUUAUUAAACUGAAUUAUUGAUCCUUUAUAAA
Messenger RNA from Lates calcarifer (barramundi perch), 2690 nucleotides. Its product is annotated as syntaxin-binding protein 4-like. Gene Ontology annotation, biological process: regulation of insulin secretion involved in cellular response to glucose stimulus; insulin receptor signaling pathway. The record is from RefSeq and is a predicted model, not a curated record. NCBI's taxonomy places the organism in Eukaryota, Metazoa, Chordata, Actinopteri, Centropomidae. Gene Ontology annotation, cellular component: cytoplasmic vesicle. Gene Ontology annotation, molecular function: syntaxin binding.